GCCCCGGGUCCAGAGGGGGUGCCGGGAGAGGCGCCCCAGGUUUCCGGGCCCGCCUGUGCUGGGAGUCCCCCGAGAGUGGAGGCUGCACCCGCGGGGCCAGACACCUGUUCGGCCAGGCCUGGCGUGAUCGCCAGGGGCCAGGAUGAAAGUGACCGUAUGCUUCGGCAGGACCUGCAUAGUGGUGCCUUGCAAGGAGGGCCAGCUGUGCGUCCGGGAGCUCACGCAGCAGGCGUUGCAGCGGUACCUGAAGACGCGAGAGAAGGAUCCUGGCUACUGGGUGAAGAUUCAUCACUUAGAAUACACAGAUGGAGGGAUCCUGGAUCCAGAUGACGUCUUGGCAGAUGUCGUUGAAGACAAAGAUAAGCUGAUUGCUGUGUUUGAAGAACAAGAACCACUCCACAAGCUCGAGAGCCCCAGUGGAAACCAUGCAGGUGGGCAGAGCCCCGAUGCUUUUGAGACAGAAGUGGCUGCCCAGCUGGCUGCAUUUAAACCAAUUGGCGGGGAAAUUGAAGUAACUCCUUCUGCUCUGAAAUUAGGCACUCCACUACUGGUGAGGAGAAGCAGUGACCCAGCACCAGGCCCACCUGCUGAUGCCCAGCCAAGCGCUUCACACCCCGGUGGGCAGAGUCUGAAACCUGUUAUUCCAGAUUCCACCCAGAACUUAGAAGAUGGAGAAGUUAUGAAUGGUGUACAGACAGAAUUAUUGACAUCGCCAAGAACUAAGGAUGUAUUGAGUGAUAUGACAAGAACAGUGGAGAUUUCUGGGGAGGAAGGCCCGUUGGGAAUACAUGUCGUGCCCUUCUUUUCAUCUCUGAGUGGAAGGAUUCUAGGACUCUUCAUCCGUGGCAUUGAAGAAAACAGCAGAUCCAAGCGGGAAGGACUAUUUCAUGAAAAUGAAUGUAUUGUAAAAAUCAACAAUGUGGACCUUGUAGACAAAACAUUUGCUCAGGCUCAAGAUGUCUUCCGUCAGGCAAUGAAAGCUCCCGGUGUGGUCCUCCAUGUCCUUCCACCUCAAAACCGUGAACAGUACGAGAAGUCAGUCAUUGGGCCUCUUCACAUUUUUGGUAACAGUGACGGUGUUGUGAGAACAAAGCCAUCACCUUCUAGCCAUGGACAAUCUGGAAUAAAGACAGUAAAUCUCACAGGAACAAGCAGUCCUGAAGAAGAUGCAUCAGCUUCCCUUCAACAAAGCAAGAGCCCCCGAGUACCAAGACUAGGUAGAAAAUCAUCCUCUCCCUCACUCUCCCCUCUCAUGGGGUUUGGCAGCAAGAAAAAUGCAAAGAAAAUUAAGAUUGACCUUAAGAAAGGCCCUGAAGGACUUGGUUUUACUGUGGUUACCAGAGACUCUUCCAUACAUGGUCCUGGUCCCAUUUUUGUAAAAAACAUUUUACCAAAAGGAGCAGCAAUAAAAGAUGGCCGCCUACAAUCAGGGGACAGAAUUUUGGAGGUCAAUGGCAGAGAUGUCACUGGACGAACUCAGGAAGAGCUCGUGGCCAUGCUGAGGAGCACCAGGCAGGGCGAGACAGCAUCACUGGUCAUUGCCCGCCAAGAAGGAACUUUUCUACCCCGAGAGCUGAAAGGAGAACCUGACUGCUAUGCGCUCUCCCUGGAAACAAGUGAGCAACUCACCUUCGAAAUCCCCCUGAAUGAUUCUGGUUCUGCUGGUCUUGGGGUGAGCUUGAAGGGGAACAAAUCUCGAGAAACUGGAACAGACUUGGGAAUUUUUAUCAAGUCCAUCAUCCAUGGAGGUGCUGCAUUUAAGGAUGGUCGUCUGCGGAUGAAUGACCAGCUGAUUGCAGUUAAUGGGGAAUCUCUUUUGGGAAAGUCCAACCACGAAGCUAUGGAAACACUUAGGCGAUCGAUGUCCAUGGAAGGAAACAUACGAGGGAUGAUCCAGUUGGUGAUUCUGAGGAGGCCAGAGAGACCGAUGGAGGAGCCUGCAGAAUGCGGGGCAUUUUCUAAGCCAUGCUUUGAGAACUGUCAAAACGCUGUGACCACCUCCAGGAGAAAUGAAAAUAGUACAUUGCAUCCGUUUGGCACUUACGGUCCACAAGACAAACAGAGAGAGCCAUUGCCUCCCAGUGACGGAUGGGGCGAGACUGAAGUCCCACCUUCUCCACCACCACAUCCCGUUCUGGAAUUGGGCCUUGAAGAUUACAGCCACAGCUCUGGGGUGGAUUCGGCAGUAUAUUUUCCAGAUCAGCACAUCAACUUUGGAUCUGUGACACCAGCCAGGCAGCCCGAAGCAAUGAAUCUGAAAGCCUCAAAGAGCAUGGACCUUGUGCCAGAUGAAAGCAAAGUCCAUUCAUUGACUGGACACAAAUCGGAAUCUCCAAGCAAAGAUUUUGGCCCAACCCUGGGUUUGAAAAAGUCCAGUUCCUUGGAGAGCCUGCAGACGGCGGUGGCCGAGGUCAGGAAGAAUGAGCUCCCCUUCCACAGGCCCCGGCCGCACAUGGUUCGAGGACGUGGCUGUAACGAGAGCUUCAGAGCAGCCAUUGACAAAUCUUAUGACGGACCUGAAGAAUUAGAAGCUGACGGUCUGUCUGAUAAGAGCUCUCACUCUGGUCAAGGAGCCCCGAAUUCUGAAUCUGCCCCUCAAGGGAACGCUGAGCUUGAGGACGUAGAAAAUAAAGCCAGGAAAGUCAAAAAAACGAAAGAGAAAGAGAAGAAGAAGGAGAAGGGCAAAGUGAAAGUCAAGGAGAAAAAGCAAAAAGAAGAAAAUGAAGAUCCGGAAAGAAAAAUAAAGAGGAAGGGAUUUGGUGCCAUGCUGAGAUUUGGAAAGAAGAAAGACGAUAAGGGUGGGAAGACGGAGCGGAAAGGUCCCCUGAAGCAUGGUGGCCUGAGAGAAGAGGAGCUGGAAAAAAUGAAAGAAGAGCGUGAAAGGAUUGGAGCAAAACAUCAGGAACUAAGGGAAAAGCAGUUAAGAGGUCUUGUCGAUUAUGCGACUGGUACGAUUGGCUCACUGCAUGACAUGGACGAUGACGAAAUGGACCCCAAUUACGCCAGAGUGAACCACUUCCGGGAACCAUGUGCAUCAGCAAAUGUCUAUAGGUCUCCAUCUCCCCCUCGGGCUGGACCACUGGGUUUUCCUCGAGAUGGCCGUCCACUGUCUCCAGAGAGAGACCUCUUAGAGGGUCUGUAUGCCAAGGUCAACAAGCCCUACCAUCCACCAGUGCCAGUUGACAGUGGCCGUCCCAUGAGUGGAAGUGCUGACCGCAUCCAGAAGCUGCGGAAGGAGUAUUAUCAAGCUCGGAGGGAAGGUUUUGCAUUAUAUGAGGAUGACGAAGGAAGAGCAAGGCCAUCUGAUUACGAUCUUCACUGGGUGUCUGGAAAGGGUCCAGAUGGGAACGCGCACAACCUCCGCUUUGAGGGGAUGGAGAGACAGUAUGCAUCCUUACCCAGGGCUGGCACAGCCGAUCCUGUAGACUAUCUGACAGCAGCACCUCGAGGACUCUACAAGGAGAGGGAGCUUCCCUAUUAUCCAGGGGCUCAUCCAGGGCAUCCUCCUAAAGCGAGCUAUGCCCGCCCCCCAGAUCUGAGGGUCGCAGAUCUCCGAUAUCCCCAGUACUACCCACCCCCACCAGCACCCCAGCACAAAGGACCCUUCCGACAAGAUGUUCCGCCUUCACCCCCUCAGCACCACCGAGUGCCAGCCUAUCAGGAAAUGGUCAGACCAGGGCACCGAGGGGGGAGCCCAGACCAGUACCCCUACCGAACCCAGGACCCCCGGCAGAAGAACCCCAUGACUGCAGCCGUGUAGCUGAAUGCCACCGAGCUCAGCACAGCCCAGAAAGGAAGAUGUAUAAUAUCACCUUGGCCCUUCCUUAAGGCCUUCGUCCUGUUAAGAAUUCUCCAUGGUACAGAUUAGGUUUUUCUCACUGAGGUUGUAGCAUCUGACUGCUAACCAGAGGGAAAAGGAGGGAUAAGAGUUUGAAGGGGGAAAAUGAGGAGGAAGGCGAAGGAGGGAGCCAUGAAAACAAUACUGCCUGAUAUUUGAAAUACUUUUAGAAUGGUUCAAUUCAAUGAGAGUGGCAUUUGAAUAGGCAAAUAACAAAGGAGAUAUAUUAUGUGAUGUCUCCCUGGCCAGAUAACCUGUGCACACACAACCCCUGGAAUUGGCAGCGUGGAGACAGUCUCUGCCUGGGAUUGUCAUCCAUUCAGAAGCUAAGCUUCAACCACCUUGUUAGAGUUAAGUCUAAAGAGUGACUGCAAAUAUGGGCAUCUUAAGUGAGUAAUAUUUUCAGUGAGAAAAAAACAAAAGAACAGCAAACGUAACUUGUGAUCUCCUUGAAAUAUUUUAUACCCAGAGUAAGACUGCAUUUCUUUAUUUGUAGAAUUUCUCAGGUUCCUGGUACCAUUCAUUUGGUAUAAGCAUUUCACGUUUCCUCACUUUUUAUAUAAGAGAUGCGAAUGCAGUAUUAGUGUCCUGGGAGAAAGUGCGUACCUAGUCGGAACAUAUUCCAAGGACCACGCUGAUCAGGGUAAGAGGGCUGACACUCCCAAGGCCCUCGCCUCUCUUCCUCCCACGUCCCAGGCACAAUAGCAUGGAGAGAUCUGGUUUCAGAGUCAUCCCAAAAUCUCCUCCCUGUAAUUAUUGUAACUGGGGCCUCUACUUGAAGGUACUCACCUGAGGGCUAAAAUGCACUUGAGCAAAAAGGACCACUGAUUAGGUCACACAGGAAGCAAUGCCCUGGAGAUGCCAAUUCCAAACUCAGUGCCAAACAGUGCAAUCUGCACCUGGGGACAGGGAGGGACCGACUGUGGCCUUUGGGUAUUGAUAACCAGCAGGUAGUAGAUGGUGGUGACUGACCGUGUGUGUGUUAUGUGUGUGUGGCUAUGAAAGUGUGUGGUUCCCAGUAUGGAGAAUGGAAGAUUAAAAAUACUUUCUGGAAAGCUUGAUGAGUAAGGAAAUAAUGAAAAAAAAAAAACAAAAACGAAAAACAGGAAGUUAGGGAGUAGAGGCAUAAAACUAAAUCAUUCUGUGUCUGCUAUAUUUCAUUCACCAAAGUUAGGGCAAGACCAAGGCCAAGGUUUCCAACUGGGGAAUGAAAGUCUUACAACUUUGAAAAGCUGAAACCCCAUCCUCCAAAACCCAUCACAAUUUCUUUUGAGCUUUACAGCUAUUUUCUACUUAUUUCAACAGAACAUCUAACACUUACAACCUGACCCAAAUGAGAGUUCAAACAAAAGACCAAGAAACAGUAAAACCUGGGAGUAGCAGUUUGAAUUGUUCAGUAACUCUUGAAAUGCUUUGAGCCUUUUCACAUUCCUUCUUCAUUCCACAGCCCCAAAAUAAAAAUGUUCUUGAGUUCAAUUUAGACAUCUUUUGGCCGAGAUUAGAAUAUCUAUGACUGAUAGGAUUUAAUAAAUUAUAGUAUUAUUGAAUAUGCAGGGUGCCCAUCUAGCUGAGUUUAGUCUUAUUAUUUUUUAAUUUAAAAUAGAGUUCCAUUACCAAGAGUGAUGCAGCUGCCGGUUUUAGACUUAAAUAGUGUUAUUUACUGGACUUUGAGUUUGCUAAACUACAAUUUACUUAUGGUCCUCUUGAAAAUAGACUGUCAAGUUGUUUUCUGCCCUCUGUCAUCUCUUUUAAGCCAGGCCCCAUGAGCUGGUUUGCAAUGUGUGCAGAGCUUGAGGCUCUCCAGCCCUGCUCAGGUGGAGGUACAGUACAGGUGAGCUGUAGGGUUUCCCUGCCAACACGCUGAAUCCUCAAUCUAAAUAGACCUUCACGAAGAAAAUGAUAAGGUGAGGAAAAUUUAAUUUGUUUUGAAGCAUUAAAAAUCUGCUUUCUAGUAUGUCCCAUAGUUUAACCAAAAUUCUGUGGACUACUGGACGUAACCAAGCCAAAAGCCUCCUUCUGGAUUAAAGCCAGGACCACACAAACAGUGACCAGGACCAGCAGUGUAAAGGGAGGUGUUCUCUGUGUAUUGAAGGAGUGGCUCUUCUCGUAAGAAUGCCACAUUGCCACCUUGAGAAAACAAUGCUUCCUGCAGACGGGCUCCGGGUCAGCUGCUCCAAGCAUGGUUUUGCUUUGUAUGCACAGACAGUAAAACAGUUGCUAAUCCUGAGGGGCAGCCAAUGACAUGAGGGUACUAUUCAAGUGGACCACAAAAAGAUGAUAGUCAUUCUCUUUUCUUGCUUGAAGUACAACACGUGACCCUGCGCAAAAGAAGGUAACAUUAUGUGUGCGCAAGAGUUUCCGUCAAGCCAAGCAACAAUUAUGAACAGCUUGCAUGUAAGCUUUACAAAUGCCUGUGUACCAGCCCUCCAGUUGUCACCACCCAGAGGUUACAAACUUUCCCAGUAUUUAGAACAGGUUGUUUAGAGUAUUUAGAAGACCAGGCUAUAAUCAGUAGGUACCUAGUAGCAGGAAAUAGUUCUCAGUUUAUUUAUGGUCUUGGGAAAACUCAGGCAGGUGUCUUCUGGUAGCUCAGAACACCAGUACCACCCCAGGAACAGGUGGCACAGAAAGAUGCAAACCCGUUGACAUAUACCCACCUGCGUCCUGAUCUGACCACUGGGUCAUUUAAGCCUUAAAAUGAUGUUUUGUCCUCAAGUCACUAGGUAUUUUAAAGAGCUCUGUUUUUGUCCGUUUUGCAGGCAUAGAGACAAAAGGGUGCAAACCACCGAAAAAUUUUAGAUGCAGGAGAAUUUAGUCCUCUGUAAGAGAGAGAAACAUAACUCCUCAUUAACCUAUUGAGUCACUGAGCUGGGGCCGUCUCAGUCUUGGUA
Rhinolophus ferrumequinum (greater horseshoe bat) is the source of this 6729-nucleotide messenger RNA. RefSeq names its product par-3 family cell polarity regulator beta (gene PARD3B). The record is from RefSeq and is a predicted model, not a curated record. Bases 143 to 3760 code for a protein of 1205 amino acids. Gene Ontology annotation, molecular function: protein binding; phosphatidylinositol binding. Gene Ontology annotation, biological process: establishment of cell polarity; microtubule cytoskeleton organization; cell adhesion. Gene Ontology annotation, cellular component: apical junction complex; apical plasma membrane; adherens junction. The transcript is spliced from 23 exons. Lineage: Eukaryota; Metazoa; Chordata; Mammalia; Chiroptera; Rhinolophidae.